GCAUGUUGGAGGUUGUUGUUUAGCUUACGGUCGGAGGGGUCGCUGCAGGGACAGAACGUUUCUGUUUUCAACUUCCGCCCGAGGGUUCAAGCUUCCACCGGAAGUGUGCUUGUUCUCUUUUACCAGGGCCGAUCCAACAUGGGACGAGUCAGGACCAAGACGGUGAAAAAGGCUGCCAGGGUCAUCAUCGAAAAAUACUACACCCGGCUGGGAAAUGACUUCCACACCAACAAGAGGGUGUGCGAAGAGAUAGCCAUCAUCCCCAGCAAGAAGCUCCGCAACAAGAUCGCUGGGUAUGUAACACAUCUGAUGAAGAGGAUUCAGAGGGGUCCAGUCAGAGGAAUCUCCAUCAAACUGCAGGAGGAAGAGAGAGAGAGGAGGGACAACUAUGUACCAGAGGUGUCUGCUUUGGACCAGGAGCUGAUUGAAGUUGAUCCCGACACCAAGGAGAUGCUGAAACUGCUGGACUUUGGCAGCCUGUCCAACCUGCAGGUCACCCAACCUACUGUCGGCAUGAACUUCAAGCAGCCCCGAGGAGUCUAAGCUCUGUACAGUAUCUUCCCAAUAAAAUCCAUUUGGGACAAAGA
This is a messenger RNA of Oreochromis aureus, 587 nucleotides long. RefSeq names its product 40S ribosomal protein S17. The record is from RefSeq and is a predicted model, not a curated record. Bases 139 to 543 code for a protein of 134 amino acids. Gene Ontology annotation, cellular component: ribosome. Gene Ontology annotation, biological process: translation. Lineage: Eukaryota; Metazoa; Chordata; Actinopteri; Cichliformes; Cichlidae. The transcript is spliced from 5 exons. Gene Ontology annotation, molecular function: structural constituent of ribosome.